CUGCCCUUCACAAAGGAAAUCCCUGAUUGUUGUUUGAAAUGCUCAGGAAGUGGCUGCGAAGGAGACUUUUUUCUUAUCCCACUAAAUACUACUUUGUGGUCUUUGUGUUUUCCCUAAUCACCUUCUCCGUUUUAAGGAUUCAUCAGAAGCCCGAAUUUGUAAGUGUCAGACACUUGGAGCUUGCUGGGGAGAAUCCCAGCAGUGAUGUUACCUGCACCAAAGUUUUACAGGGUGAUGUAAAUGAAAUCCAAAAGGUAAAGCUUGAGAUCCUAACAGUGAAAUUUAAAAAGCGCCCUCGGUGAACACCUGAUGACUAUAUAAGACCAGUGACUGAUUCUUUCAUCAAGAGGCGCAAAUAUAUCGUAGAGCCCCUUAGUAAAGAAGAGGCAGAGUUUCCAAUAGCAUGUUCUAUCGUGGUUCAUCACAAGAUCGAAAUGCUUGAUGGGCUACUGAGGGCCAUCUAUAUGCCUCAGAAUUUCUAUUGCGUUCAUGCGGACAAAAAAUCGGAGGAUUCCUAUUUAGCUGCAGUGAUGGGCAUUGCUUCCUGUUUCAGUAACGUCUUCGUGGCCAGCCCAUCGGAGAGUGUGGUUUAUGCCUCGGGGAGCCGGGUUCAGGCUGACCUCAACUGCAUGAAGGACUUCCGUACAAUGAGGGCGAACUGGAAGUACUUGAUAACUCUUUGUGGUAUGGAUUUUCCUAUUAAAACCAACCUAGAAAAUGUCAGGAAGCUCAAGCUGUUGAUGGGAGAAAACAGCCUGGAAACGGAGAGGAUGCCAUCCAGUGAAGAAGAAAGGCGGAAAAAGCGGUCUGAGGUCAUUCAUGGAAAGUUGACAAACACAGGGACUGUCAAAAUGCUUCCUCCGCUGGAAACGCCCCCUUUUUCUGGCAGUGCCUACUUUGUGGUCAGUAGGGAGUAUGUGGGGUAUGUACUACAGAAUGAAAAAAUCCAAAAGUUUAUGGAGUGGGCGCAAGACACAUGUAGCCCUGAUGAGUAUCUCUGGGCUACCAUCCAGAGGAUUCCUGAAGUCCGGGGAUCACGCCCUGCCAGCCAUAAGUACGAUUUGUCUGACAUGCACGCGGUUGCCAGGUUUGUCAAGUGGCAGUACUUUGAGGGUGAUGUUUCCAAGGGUGCUCCCUACCCACUGUGCGGCGGGGUGCUCGUGCGCUCGGUGUGCAUUUUCGGAGCUGGCGACUUGAACUGGAUGCUGCGCAAGCACCACUUGUCUGCCAAUAAGUUUGACAUGAAUAUUGACCUCUUUGCUAUCCAGUGUUUGGAGGAGCAUCUGAGACAUAAGGCUUUGGAGACAUUAAAACACUGA
Sapajus apella (tufted capuchin) is the source of this 1319-nucleotide messenger RNA. Its product is annotated as beta-1,3-galactosyl-O-glycosyl-glycoprotein beta-1,6-N-acetylglucosaminyltransferase-like. The record is from RefSeq and is a predicted model, not a curated record. Gene Ontology annotation, cellular component: membrane. Gene Ontology annotation, molecular function: beta-1,3-galactosyl-O-glycosyl-glycoprotein beta-1,6-N-acetylglucosaminyltransferase activity. Lineage: Eukaryota; Metazoa; Chordata; Mammalia; Primates; Cebidae.